Molecule: messenger RNA, 5724 nt
Organism: Diatraea saccharalis (sugarcane borer)
Lineage: Eukaryota; Metazoa; Arthropoda; Insecta; Lepidoptera; Crambidae
Source: the annotation of a GenBank genome assembly
UUUGCUUACACAAUGGGAUUCUUUUGAAAUUCCUUUAGAGCAUUUUACCGAGGAAGAGUGAACCUCUUUUUAAAUUUAUUUUAAUCUAUAUUAUCAAAUUCUUAAAAAAUGGAAUUCGUAUAAAAAAUGUAUUUUAUGUUUUGAAAGUAGGUAACUGGAAUACAGGAAUAAUGCCUUUUAUUUUUGUUUCAGAAUGUGAUUUCACACAUCAAGCCAUCAAUGACGGUAACAUACACUUGACCACAACGCGGACAAUGCGGUCACAAACUACAAAACCUUUACCUAAGAAAGGGGCUCUGAAUAAAACUUUAAAAGCCAGUACAAGUUCAAAACCGACUAAGAAAAAAUCUGUGACGCCAAAAAAAGUAAAGCGUCUCGUAAAUAAAUCACUCAUCAAGAGCCCCAAAAGAAAUGCUGCUAAAGAGGACAUCACAAAUAACAAAACCGAUGGAGAACCUGGUUCUAAUGACAAAAAUGAGCCAUCGCCUGAAACAUCUAAAGUCAGUCCUUCAAAAGCAAAUCCAUCUCGAAGUGAAUCGCCCACAAAAAAACCGCAAAAAGGCCCCAAAGAAAAGAAGGAUCCUAUAAAAUCUGCAUCAGAUGUAAACACUAAAAAGAACAUUUCUAAAAAAUCUGUUAAAGUGGGAAAGAAAGCCAAAACUACUAAAGCCAAUACUAAAAAAGAUGAUCAAGAUGCUGAUAAUGUUAAGUAUAAAAUUAAUUUAGACGUGACUAAGAAAACUCCAUCGAAAUUUUCUAAAGCAAAAACAAUGAACAAAAAGAGUAACGUCACAAAUCAAAAGAAAAAAUCUACUGUCACCAAAUCAGAUGUUAAAGAAAAAGUAUGUCAAGAAGAACCUAGCAAAAUUGAUAAAGAUAACGACAUCAAAAAUGAGGACGAUAACAAAAAACCUCUUGAUAAUAAACAUGACACCCAGUUAGAUACCAAGACUAAAAUUGAAAACAAAAUUGCGGUGAAAUCUGAAACAAACCAUGACUUGUCAAGCAAUACAAAUAAUAUCGCUUCUUCACACGUUUUGGUUAAUAAUUCUCCUGAAACUCCAAAAGUUGAAACAGAAAGACCUCCAAAGUUUUUUACCUCCAGUAGAACACCAAGAACAGUGGAUAUAGAUGUCAAAUGUUGCAAAAAUUCUAAAGGAAACUUAAGCGUAUCUGAAAGAUUUUUAUCAAUGAAAUUUGAAACGAAAUCAGAUGACAAUAACAAAGAGAAGACUGUUUCAAACACACUUGUCUCCCAAGGGCCGGAGAUUGACGUUUAUACUUUCACAGAAAAAGUCGAUUCCCCUAAAAGCAUUCUAUCGGAUUUUCGAAGUCCUAUAAAUAAAAACGUCGGUAGAGUAAGACCUAUAGCUAGAGUGAAAGGAACUAUUAUAGAUAAAAAGUCUGAAUCAGAGAAGAAAAAAUAUUCACCUCAUAGACCAAUAGAAGAAGUUGUAAAACAACUCAAAGCAAGCAAAAGGUCUGAAGACUUAAGUCUUGCUACGGCUGAAGUAACUUUAACAAAUGCAAAUGCUGAAUCAACUAAUAGUGAAGAAAAAGAAACAGAUGAUAAACCUAAACCUAUUAUCAGUAAAUCCUACAAAAUGGUAGCGAGAAAAUCAAGCGUAACAGGAAAACCAUUUAGUCCUAUUAAAUUUCUUGAUCAAGACUUAAGUCCCACUAAAAAUGAAAAAUCUACUUCUUCUACUUCUCCUGUUUCUCCUGUUACAAUAAAAAAGUCACCAGCCAAAUCUAAGAAAAAACAAAAGAAAGCUAGUAUGUCUGACGAAGACAUUGAUACAUCCAAAUUUUCUCUUAAUAAAAAUAAUUUCCAUUAUACAUCAUCUGAAGAAAGUUUGAAUGAUUCUAAUGAUGACAAUGACGUAAAAGAGUCAUCCGGAUCGGAAUCCUCUAAAAGCAAAAAAAUCAAAAAUAAAAAGUAUAAAAGAAUUACUGACGGUGCUAAAAAAACAACCUCCUCAAAAGAAUUAAAGGAGUUAUCAAAAGAUUCCCUCAUUGAUCUCAAAGAUAAUUCACUGUUACUAGGAGAAAAACCUAGCAAAAGGCGUCUCAAGCUAUUGUCGAUGUGGACAGGACCCAAAAAGCAUAGGAUGGCAUCCUUAAAUGCUAUGGCAAAAGUUCAUUGCCUUUAUGAAAAUGAAAGUCGAACGCACAUGGAACUCGGCUUGAUGAAAACUAUUGAUAGACAAAUCAUUCCAAGCACAUCAAAAAUAAUACCCUCAAAGAAAAAUGAAUCGAAGACGAAAGACACAGAAAAAUCUUCAAGUACAUCUGAAUCAGAGUACGAAAAUAAAACAGAUAAAAAAGAUGAAAGUUCAGAAAGUUCCGAUGAUAAUCCCCCUCUCCGAUCCUUACGCGGUGUACCAGGAAUCAGAAGUGCCGGUAAAUAUUGGGAUCCAAAAUCGUCUACCUCAUCUAGUGAGGACAGUGAAUUAGAAACCAAAAAGAAAACUGUAAAUACAGAAAAAAAGAAAAUGAAUGCUAAAACAUCUACUACAAAGUCGGACACAGAGAAACCACCACCAAAAAUGAAAAAAACGGCAGGUGUUCCAGUUAAAAAGAAAAGAAAUCGUAAUGAGGUAGUGAUGGAUCUUAAGGACAUGGUUGUUCAGAAACGUAUGGCUAGUUUGAAUGCGACAGCCAUUCUUGCUGCAAGUUACGAGAAACGUUCGCCUAAGUCUAAUAAAGACGAUACUACUUCUGAUUCAUGUAGUGAUGAAUCUUUUUCACAGAAACCAAAAAACGGGGCAAAUUCCGGCGUAAAGUCGGAAACAAAAAAAGAAGAUACUAAAAAUGAAAAUGAUGAAACCGCUUUAUCUGACAGAAAACAGAAAGUGGAAGUUAUUGUAAAUCAAGACACUGAUGUGACAAUAACUGGGGUAUAUUCAACUCACCAUGAAGGUUUCUGUACCGCUAUGCAAUACCGAAUCUCGUCAACAAGUCAUACGCAAACAACAGCGACGUCAAACUGUGAAAAGGAGGGCUGUUCUCGCGAAGAUGGUGCUCGCUACACACCUCUUUCAGCACUAUCGUCAAUGCAGCCUCCGGCCGAACACGUCCAUGGCCACCCGCAUCCAGUGCCUGAAUUGGGAGGUCUUGCCCGUCGUGCCGCUGGAUGCUCCAGUGCGUUCUCAGCGCCAUCUCCUGCUGCACAUCAUGAACCAGGCUACUACCAGCCAGCGGGGCCACUUAUCAAGGAGACCGGAGCGGACGCCGAACGAGCCCUGGCCCGAUACCACCCGCAGCCACAUUAUCAUGCGCCUCACCCAUCAGUGUUGCAGCAGUACGGCGCGCCAUACUACCCCCCAGAUUUGUGCUAUGGACGGUAUUACAGGCCUUCAGGUGCCUACCACAUGCCCCCACCACAACCUGAUGCACCGAUGGUGGGAGUGGGGAGUGAGCCUUACCCACCGCCUCAGUAUUACGGCACACCGCCGUGUUACCAACACUCUCCACAGAGAAUACCAUACGUAGAAUAUAGAUGCCCUUGCCCACUCAACGCGUGUCCAAAAAACGUCCUUAUUGGGCCCGCUACUGGUAAAACCCCGACCGGUGGCGGCCCAGCCGACGUCCCUUCGGCCCUCGCGCCGCCCGGGGGUGCCUUCCGAGCGAAGGUGCGGGCGUGCGCCCUCGACGCUGUCGCAGAUACACAUGGCAGCGGAAAGGACCCUCCACUGGAAUCCGAACCACCGGCCGCUUCGGACGCACCACACCCGUGUCCGCUACCAGCAAUAGGAGGAGCAUCACCAAAACGCGAGCUUUACGACGUUCGCGAGAACCUGAGGCUAUCGGGGGAUAUUCCAGGCCCCGCCGAGGCUAUAGGUCCGCCCUCUCCCGCCAGGGGAUCAGCUGGCGCGUGCGCCCCGCAACCACCACCUGCCGCGCCACGUCGCGCCCGCCUCGGGAAAGCUAUGGUCAGAAGAUCACUUGCCGGAGACGAUACUGGAUUACUUCUAACGGUCCCUCAACCCACCCUGACUCAACACAACGACGCGGACGACGAUGUACUCGCUAUCUCACCCCCAGUCUGCGCACCAAUAGACCUAUCAUCUUCCGACGAAAGGUCGACCCCACUAGUUGAUGUGAAAAAAGAAAAUGAAGGACCCACUAAUGCAUUAUCCAGAAAAACUGAUGCUCAGGCUUUAAGAGAACAUAAUUGUACGACGGUUUCAGAACAGACGGAUGUGAUAGAUACGACGAAAGCUGUGAAAAGGAGAUAUUCGAAACCAAAAUUAGAAAUCGACAUGAAGGAUACACAAUUAGAAGACAGCUGUAAAACUAACGGUAUUGGUGAACAUGUAAAAUUACAGAAACGAAGAAAAGUAUCAGGUGACCAAACCGAUGUUCGAUUGGAAACUGUCACAAAGGAACCGAAGAAAAGAGCGUCGCCAGCUAAAAGGACACCCAAAUCGAACUCUAUCGAAAAGAAAACUGCUAAGAGAAAAUUAGAAAGCAAUUCUAGUGGACCCAAAGCGAAGAAACCACUCGUAGAAACCAUUGCAACUGAAGAUCCCAGACUGAAAAAUGUAGCAGCGGUGUCCGAAGAGUCGCUUACGACAAAACCUAAAACGAAGAGUGCACUGCUGCUUGACAAUUUGAUAAGAAAAAAUAGCAUCGACAGGGUUGACUCCAAAGGUUAUGCUACCGACACAAAAUUAAAUCCAGCCGAACUUUUCCUUAGUCCCGACGAAAAUGUUUCCCAAAGCUGCUCAAAGAAAACUUUAAAUAUCAACAACAACGUAGUGGAUAACGGAAGUGCACCUACGCCACAUAAUGGCGUACAACCAAACACGAUCGCUGCGGUCAGCCAGCUAAUAGGAAAGAAACUUGCUUCCAAAAACGCAUGUAAAGUCGAAAAAGUGGACUCAAAAAUAACGCACAACAUUAAAUCAGUAUUAAAAUCUACGACACCGAAACUCGAAGAGGAUCAUAAAAGCUCAGAGAGCGAAACGAAGAUCGAGAAAGCGGGAGUCACGUCCGUCGCCAAAAUAGAAACAAACACUGUGAACGAGAUAAAAGAACCAAUCAAGAACAAGUGCGAAAAUAUAGUAGAAAAAGAAAAGCCGAAAGCACAACCACGACCGUUACCGGAGAACAAAACUGAAGUGACGGAAUCUCAGAAAGUGGAGAACAAGGAGGUCGAAAGCAAACCGAGCGACACGAAAGCGAAGCGGUCGAAGCUCGUGAACGGCGACAUGAAAGGAAAGAGCGUAGAGAAGGUGGUGAAAUUGUUAGUAUCGAAAAGGCCUGCAAUAAAAGCGGAUGAAGCGACGACUGUAGUCGAAGAGGCUUGCGCGGGAGUAGGGUCGGGGGGUGCGAGGAGGACUCGGAGGCGACGGAGUGGGGGACACUUGAGGCGGCACAGGAGACCACCCGCACCGCUAGCGCCGCCAGACCACGAACCGAGGGCGCCUCCACGCUGGAGCAACGGAUGGAACUUUGACGGAGAACACUAUUUGUCCAAGGUCUAUCUCAGUGUAAGUAACCAUUCUAUUUUUUAUAUCAUAUCUUAUUUGCCAAAAUAUAAUCAUCCUACAUAUUUUUUAAAGUAAGAGCUUCAUGAGAUAGCAGGGCUACGCCUCUUCAAAAAUACUAUUUGUUUGCGCAUAAAGAAAAUAAGAAAUAAAGGGUGAUAAGAGAAAGGGAGAGAAGACUGCUAGUCAGCUGAUAAAAUUGAGCGGCAAAAAUUAUUGCUAAUAUUGU